AUGGAGUGGUUCGGGGAUGGGCCGACGAUUUGGGCGGUCUCCUUUAAUGAAGACGGAGGCAGCGGCACCCCGACGGCAGCCCCCACCACCAGCAACGGCGGCGGAGGCUACGACCCGUUCGCCGAGCUGUUGGGGAUCGGCAGCUUCGUUCCCACCCCGCCGUCGUCUUCCUCCGCUCAGCCCACGGGAACGGCUCCCCUGUCCACGGGCAGUCCCAGCCUCCUUCCCUUCGACCAGCUGAUGGGACCACCGCUACUCGAGGCCUCAGGCUCGAGCGAGGAGGGUGCAGCCAAGGCGGCCGACGACGGCGACUGGACCAGCUUCGGCAGCACCGCCUCCACGAGCGACGCCGUCCCCGCCGAGCAGCACCAGCAGCACACAGCCAACGACCAGGAGAAGGAGGGCGAGGUGGCCAUGGAAGAAGAAGAAAAAGAAGAGGAGAAGGAGAAGGAGACCAAGCCAGAGCAGCAGGAGCAGCCUCGGGAGGAAGAGGAGCGAGUGGGCGACGUCGACUUCUUCAAGUCGCCUGCGGUCUCGACCGCGGUGGCCCAGGACAAGGAGCUGGACCGUGAGGCCGAGGUGGUGGACCCGUUCGAGGAGGCCUUUGCCACGCCGGCCCGCAACGACGGCGAGAAGGACGAGAAGGAGGAGGAAGUGGUGGUGGUGGAGAAUGAGGCCUCGGGAGUUGAGCCCUCGGGCUCGGGCUCGGCCCUGGCCGAAGAGCUCUCUUCUGCUGCGGAUCCGUUCUUCGACGACCCGUUCGUGGUCGGCGCCACCAACGCGACCAGCGCUGGCGGCGGCGUAGGAGGCGACGGCGACAAGAGCGAAGAGAAGGACGAGGAGAAGGAGCGGGAGCGCGACGUCGAAGAGGAAGACGACAACGUGGCCGACGACGGCGCCACGAGCUUUGAGGCGUUCGCUGCCAACGCCGCCCAGGCGCCCGAACCCAAGCGGCCACAGGCGGACGACGACGGCUUCGAGGGGUUCGCAUUCCCAUCUACGCCUUCGUCUUCGUCGGCUUCCGUGCCGCUCGCUGGCGCGACGCGCACGAUCCCAGCCUUCGACUCCGAUGACGAAGAAGACGACGACUUCCAGGUGCCGCCGCGGACGCGCCCCGCGGGGGACAGCGGAGGCGACGACGACGAGGAAGAGGACCCGUUCGCCGAACUGGGCGAGCGCAGGGCGAGCGCGGAGAACGUCGCCGCUGCCGGUGGCCCGGAGACGACGUUCGAGCCCGUGGCGCCGCUCGCUGCCACCACCACCGCCACCGCCGCUGCGGUCGGCGUUUUCGACUUUGAUCCGUUCGCCGAUGCGCCGAGUUCGACCACCACGGCCACCGGAGCCGAAGUCGAGUCACACACAGAACCGGAGGCCGCGGCAUUCGAGCGGUCGCCACCACGAUCAAGCGAAGAAGCGAAGCCCGCCGAGGGCACCAGCGACGACGACGACAACAACAAACAGGACGAGGAGAAGGCGGACGGGUUCGAGGCCGCGUUCGACGAUGAGGAACAGACAACGGCACGGAAAUUCGCGGGUGAAGCAGACGAAAAAGAAGCCGAGGACGAGGAGGACGAGUGGCGGUUUACACCGGCACCGCCACUGUCGCCGUCAUCGUCGACCGCAGAGCCCACGCGAGAGGAGGCGGAGGCGACCGACGAACCACCAUCGCAGACCCCGGCUCCCGCCGUCGCCGCAGCAGCCGCGGCUGAUGACGCGGAGGACGACGACUGGGGCGAUGACGACGACUGGGCGAGUUUCCAAACGGCCCCGACGUCCGGCUCCGACGCCUCGUCGGCGGCUGCGCCCGUUCCCGCGCUGGCCCCGCCCCCCGCUGCCGCCGUUACUCCCAUCUUCUUCGAAGGCGAUGACGAUGCGCUGCUGGCGGCCUCGAAACAGCUAUUCGAAGCCGCGUUCCCCGCCAGCGACGACGACUCACAGGCAACCGACUCGUCUGCCGACGUGACCAACCUGUCCGAUCUCGUCAAGGAGAACUCUCUAGCUCGAUCUCUGCUCCAGCCACCGCCCGAUUUCACUUCCAUGCCUCCGUGGAAGGGCUCGUUCGCCGAGAAGCAUCUUCUCGAGGCGCUGGACGUUCCCGCGCACCUGAUCGGCAGCGCGGGGCCUGUCGUGCCGCCGCUGGAUCUGCCUCCGCUGCCGCCCGAAGUGCUGGCCAAGAUCCAGCCGCCCCGCCGGUCGCCCCGCCAGAAGCCUCUGACCCCGCUGCAACCCGUCGCCGCCGCUGGUGGUGCCUCGCCAUCGCUGCAGCCCGUCCCAGUCGCAGCCGCACCUACCAGGCCGGCUGCAACUCUCGCUCCGCUGCCUGCCGCGACCGGCGGCGGCUCGCCAGCCAUGGCUCCGCUCGCCUCUCGAUCGCCCGACCUGGCCGGCAGCCCGACGAUGCCGGCACAGUGGAGCGCCGCCGCCACCGCCGCGGGACAGGGCCAGCAGUCUUCGCCGAAGCCUGCGGCCCCGAGUGCCGUGGGCGGCAUUCUGCAGCCGCUCCGGCCGACGCCAGCGCCCGCGCAGCUCCCACGACCACAGGAGCCUGCGCCGAUCGUCGGCGUGACGUCGACCGGCAAGGCCGACGCCACCGAUGACAAGGAGGUGGCAGCCGCGGCGGCGUCGGCCACGUCAGAGAGCAGCGCUGCUGGCGGUGAUGACGAGGACGAGUUCGACGAGUUCUCAAGCUUCCAGGCGGCCGAGCCACAGACGACCGUCACGCCGGCAAAAUCGCCGGCUCUGUCAGCGAAAUCUACGACGACGCUUGCGGCGUUGACGGCAUCGAGCGACGCCGGGCCCAACUCCACAAACUCGAACUCGACGACUCCGGCGCCCACGUCGUUGCUCACGCCCAACCCAUCGGCCCCACCCACGCUGUCGUCGCUCACCCUCACCUUCGGCCGAGUCUCGUCGUCGCGGUCGCGCACCAACAGCGAGGAGCUCGAGAACGAGAGCGCUCGCGAUGCGCCGCUGCCGCCUCCCGGCAAGGCGAAGGCCUCCGGCGGAGGCGUCACAUCGUCGACCGCCUUUCCGGCCUUCCCGUCUCCCCCUGCCUCGUCGUCAUCGUCGUCUGCUGCCUCGGCGUCGGCAUCGGCAUUCCCGGCGUUCCCGGCGGCGCCGUCGCUUACCAAGUCCUCCCCGGGAAUUCGACCGGCGCCGUCGUCUUCGCCCUCAGCCUUCCCUGAUUUUGGCGCCUUUGCCACCUCCUCCUCCACGCCCGGCGAUCUCUACUCCAACAACUCCGCCGGCGCUGCGGCUGCGGCUGCUCCGCUGGACCUCAGCUUCCUCGCCUCCUUCACCUCUGCUCCGUCGUCAUCUUCAGCUUCGUCGGCGUCAGGCCUGCCUUUCUUUGAUGAUGAGGCCACCACCGCCACCACUGAUCGACGGCGCGAUGGCGGCGACAACGGCGGCGAUGCGGGCGACAACGGCGACAAGGCUUCAGCCGCCAACAAGGACCCGGCCGACCGCGAGAAGCGACACCGGGUCAACAGCUAUUACCAGCGGCGCAUGAGCCAGGCGGCCCUGGGCGAGAGCGGCAGCGGCACCACCACCAAGUCCCGGCGCGCCUCCAAGGAGGACGACGCCCCGGCCGGCGACAGCCCCAGCCCCAGCCGCACGCGGCGCGCCUCCAAAGACGCCCAGCUCUCGACGUCGUCGAACGGUGUCGGCGGCAUCAACGGCAGCGGCUCGCGCAAGCUGUCGACGUCGUCGAGCGGCGUUGGCGGGAGUCGAAGCCGCGAGACCAGCAGCGAGGCGGUGACGCCCAGGGGCGGCCGACGAGCGAGCCGAGAAGAGGGCAGCGGCGGCGGCAAGGACAAGAAGAAGGAGGGCAAGGACAAGGACAAGGAGUUCUUGGCGAGGUGGCUCGACCAGCUGCCCGACCUCUCGUUCAUGCUGUCGUCGACGCUCGUCUUCCCGUCGUCGUCGCUGGCGGUCACGCUGCCGCCAUUGUCGCCCCGGUCUUCGUCGCCCUCGUCCGGGGCUCGGCGUCGCUCGGCUUCUCUCUUCGACAACUAG
This is a messenger RNA of Acanthamoeba castellanii str. Neff, 4017 nucleotides long. RefSeq lists its product as uncharacterized. The record is from RefSeq and is a predicted model, not a curated record. The transcript has 7 exons. The coding region runs from base 1 to 4017 and encodes 1338 amino acids. Lineage: Eukaryota; Discosea; Longamoebia; Acanthamoebidae.